Penicillium pulvis is the source of this 1542-nucleotide messenger RNA. Its product is annotated as putative MFS transporter. The transcript is spliced from 4 exons. Gene Ontology annotation, molecular function: transmembrane transporter activity. Gene Ontology annotation, biological process: transmembrane transport. Gene Ontology annotation, cellular component: membrane. Lineage: Eukaryota; Fungi; Ascomycota; Eurotiomycetes; Eurotiales; Aspergillaceae. The coding region runs from base 1 to 1542 and encodes 513 amino acids. The record is from RefSeq and is a predicted model, not a curated record.
AUGGCCAGUGGCGUCGCGUACAACGAGACUCUCAUGGCCGAAAAGGCCGAUCAGGAACACAGAGAGACUGUGAUUUCCGAUGUCUCCCAUGACGCUGAUGAUGGAAAUCUGGCAACUGACCAGUAUGGCCGUCCAUUGGUAGAGCUGGACCGCGCGGCUGAGGCCCGACUGCGACUAAAAAUCGAUCUAUACAUUAUUCCUACUGUAGCACUAAUGUAUCUCUUUUGUUUCAUCGAUCGUGCAAACAUUGGAAACGCCAAACUGGCAGGAUUCACCAAAGACCUGGGACUGGAAGGAUACGACUACAAUGUCGUGCUUUCCAUCUUCUAUGUUGCAUACAUUCUUUUCGAAAUUCCAAGCAAUCUUGCAUGCAAAUGGAUCGGACCUGGCUGGUUUUUGCCAGCUAUCACACUCGGAUUUGGCAUCUGCUCUGUUGGCACAGCCUUCGUGGCCAACAUCCACAGUGCCUCUGGUGUACGAUUUGUUUUGGGUGCAUUCGAGGCAGGAUUGUUACCUGGUAUCGCUUACUACCUUAGUCGUUGGUACCGCCGAAGUGAGCUUGCGUUUCGUCUGUCUUUGUAUAUCGUGAUGGCUCCCUUGGCCGGCGCGUUUGGUGGCUUGCUGGCAUCAGGAAUUCUGAAGCUGGAUCAUUUUGGAAGCCUUCACAGCUGGCGUAUGCUUUUUGCUAUUGAAGGCAUUAUCACAAUUGGGGUUGCUCUGGUGGCAUUCUUUACGUUGACUGACCGACCAGAGACAGCACGAUGGCUUUCAAAGGAGGAAAAGGAAUUGGCCAUUGCUAGAGUCAAGUCCGAGAGAGUUGCAACCACCGAAGUUCUCGACAAAAUUGACCUCCCCAAAACCUUGCGUGGGAUCUUCAGCCCUGUGACGCUCACCACUGCGUUCGUCUUUCUCCUGAAUAACAUCACUGUUCAAGGCCUGGCCUUCUUUGCGCCAACCAUCGUCCAAACCAUUUACCCCGAUGCGACUGUGAUAUCGCAGCAGCUUCAUACUGUGCCGCCCUAUGUUGUUGGAGCUUUUUUUACUGUCCUUUUCCCAUUCCUCAGCUGGCGGUUCGAUCAAAGGUUAAUCUUCUUCAUCAUCUGCCCUCCUUUGAUGAUGACUGGAUAUAUCAUGUUCCUGGCCAGCGAGGACAGCAUGGUACGAUACGGGGCUACCUUCAUUAUUGCGAGCGGUGCGUUUGCUUUUGGGGCGCUCUGCACCGCUCAUGCAUCUGCAAACGUCGUGUCAGACACUGCGAGAUCAUCUGCCAUUGGUACCACCGUGAUGUUCGGUAACAUUGGAGGUUUGAUCUCCACUUGGUCAUUCUUGCCAUUUGAUGCUCCGAACUAUCAUAUUGGCAACGGACUCAAUCUCGCGACUUCGAGUAUGACUCUAGUCCUCGGGGCUUCUCUAUGGAUGUAUAUCACGUGGGACAACCGCAGGCGAAGAGCCAUCGAUGUCGACGCUGCGUUGGCCGGUCUCUCGCAGAAGCAAAUCCAAGAUUUGGAUUGGCGAAACCCAGCCUUCCAAUGGCGCCCGUGA